Messenger RNA from Condylostylus longicornis, 1885 nucleotides. Its product is annotated as peptidyl-prolyl cis-trans isomerase sig-7. NCBI's taxonomy places the organism in Eukaryota, Metazoa, Arthropoda, Insecta, Diptera, Dolichopodidae. Gene Ontology annotation, cellular component: nucleus. Gene Ontology annotation, molecular function: peptidyl-prolyl cis-trans isomerase activity; RNA binding. The coding region runs from base 80 to 1795 and encodes 571 amino acids. The transcript is spliced from 2 exons. Gene Ontology annotation, biological process: protein peptidyl-prolyl isomerization. The record is from RefSeq and is a predicted model, not a curated record.
UCAAGCGUUUAUAAAUUUAGUGCAUUGACAAAAAUUAAAAAUAUUUUAUUCUAAAAAAUAUUUUCCAAUAUUUAAGGAAAUGUCUGUUGUGAUAGAAACUACAAUAGGCGAUAUUACCGUUGAUUUGUUUAUAGAAGAAAGAUUUAAAGCAUGCUUAAAUUUCUUGAAAUUGUGUAAACUAAAAUACUACAACUACAAUUUGUUCCAUAAUAUUGAAAGAAAUUUCAUUGCACAAAGUGGGGAUCCAACUGGAGCUGGCGAUGGAGGAGAAUCAAUUUGGGGAGUUAUUGAAGGUCGGCAUAAACGUUUCUUUGAAGCAGAAAAUUUGCCAAAAAUUAAACAUGAUAUAUCGGGGUUGCUAUCGUUGGUCAGCAUUGGUAAACAAAUGGUCAGCUCACAAUUUUUUUUUACCCUUGGACAAGAUCUUAUAUCUUUAGACAAUAUGCAUUGUGUUAUAGGAGAGGUAGUUGAAGGACAUGAUGUAUUGAGAAAAUUAAACGAAGCUAUAGUUGAUGAAAAAUUUCGUCCAUAUCAAGAUAUUCGAAUUACACAUACUGUUAUUCUAGAAGAUCCAUUCGAAGAUCCUCGCGGACUCCGAGUGCCCAGUAGAUCACCUUCACCUUCGGCGGAGAGGCUCAAAAAUGGCAGGAUAGCCGCUGAUGAAGAUAUAGAUGAUACGGAAGGAAAAACAGCACAGGAAAUACAAGAAAUGCUAGCGGAGAGAGAAGCAAAAGCUCGAGCAACAAUUUUGGAAAUUGUAGGAGAUUUGCCUGAUGCUGAUAUUGCCCCACCAGAAAAUGUCCUUUUUGUAUGUAAACUUAAUCCUGUGACCACAGAGGAUGAUUUAGAAAUUAUAUUUAGCCGUUUUGGAAAAGUAAUUGGAUGUGAAGUUAUAAAAGAUAAAAUUUCUGGAGAUUCGUUGCAGUAUGCGUUUGUUGAAUUUGAAGAUAAAAAAGCUUGUGAAGCUGCUUAUUUUAAAAUGGAUAAUGUUUUAAUUGAUGAUAGAAGAAUACAUGUUGAUUUUUCACAAUCAGUAGCAAAAGUCCAAUGGAAAGGAAAAGGACGUGGUUUAAUUUAUAAAGAAGGGAAAGAAGAUAGAAAACUUGACUUUAAUAAUUAUAAGAACAUUAGAAAAGAAAACAAAAACUUUAUGACGACCAGUAGAACUAGAAAAUCAAGAAGUCCUCAAUACAAAAUUAAUUCAAACUCAAAACGUAGAAGCAGAUCAGAAAGUCCUUCACGUAGCUUUGGGUACAAAAGUGGUACUAGUAGAAAUAAAUAUUCUGAUAGGAGAUAUGAAAGACAUAGGGAUAGAUCACCCUAUAGGAAAUCAUUUCAGUCAAGCUAUCAUGAAAAUAAAGAUGGAUAUGAAAAAGUUCGAAAUCAAAGGAGUGAUUAUUCAGAAAAACGUUAUUCCCGAAAAAGUAGAUCGCGCUCUCCUAUUAGUAAGUCUUCUUUUUCAAGUUACAGUUAUCACAAAUUAGAAUUUAAUAAAUCUUGUAAUAGAGAUUCUCAAAAGAGUGAAAACCAAGAUAAAAAUGACGAUAAAAAAAAUAGUUCAACAUCAAAUAAAAAAGUAAGAGAUGAAAAAAGAAAUUCGGAAAAAGAAAAAAUUUACAAAAGAUAUGAAGCAGAAAAUAAAAAAUCUAGCAAGUCAAAGAAACAUAAAAAAGAAAAGAAAAAACACAAUAGAAAGAAGUCUUCCACAGAAAGCGAUUCUAGCAGUUCAUCUUCGUCUACAUCGACACCACAAAAAAAGAGAAAACACCGCCGCCAAAAAAGAUCUAGUUCUUAAAUAGACAAAUAAAAUUUUGCAAAUAGAAAAUUUAUAACAUUAUAAAUUUUAUCAAAGUAAGAAUAAAUUACAUGUAUAUAUUCAUGAUAA